UCCCCUCGACCUCGAAAAUGGCUUUUCCUAGGACGUUCCUAUUCCUUGUCUUCUCAAUGCUUCUCAUGGCAGUGAGCUGCGUCCAAUCUUCUUCUCAUUCGAAUUCUUCCGAACCGCGGGGCAUCAUUAAAGCUACUUACUACCCUUCGUGGAACGCGAACCUUCCUCCAUCCGCGAUCAACACGACUCUCUUUACUCACAUCUUCUACGCUUUCCUCUCCCCGAGCAACGUGACAUUCAAGUUUGAGCUGUCGAACACGACAGCGAUACAGCUCUCGAACUUCACUACUACACUUCGGUACAAGUACCCGACGGUAAAGACCCUUCUGUCCAUCGGUGGGUUCGGAGAAGGGCCCUUGUUUGCCAAGCUGGCCUCCUCUUCUUCCUCGAGAGGCGCCUUCAUAAACUCGUCCUUGGAGGUUGCGAGGAAGUUCGGGUUCGACGGACUCGACCUCGACUGGGAGUACCCCCAGACCCCGAAGGAAAUGGACUACUUUGGCGUCCUAUUGAAGGAGUGGAGGCUUGCCAUUAGAAAGGAGGCCAAGGCCUCAAACAAGCCCCAGCUAUUGCUCACGGCUGCCGUCUACUUCUCAUCCGACUUCUCCGCGACUGGGGGCUCACAGAAGUACCCGACUGCGGCAAUAAAUAAGUAUUUGAACUGGAUCAACGUGAUGUCCUACGACUACCAUGGGUCGUGGGACCCAUCAGCCACAGGGGCCCAAACGGCCUUCUUUGAUCCGAAGAGCAAACUGAGCUCGUAUUACGGGUUGAGGUCCUGGCUCAAAGCCGGCAUCCCCGGGAAGAAGUUGGUCAUGGGCCUGGCGCUCUAUGGGAGGACCUGGACUCUCAAGGAUCCGAAUGUCCACAGCAUCGGGGCCCCGGCAGUCAACGCAGGCCCCGGAAACGGCAUCCUCACUUAUUCCCAGGUCGAGGAAUUCAACAAGAACUUCAGCGCCACGGUGGUGUACGACCCGGACACCAUAUCAGUCUAUUCUUUUGCGGGAAAUUACUGGGUCACAUAUGACAACAUCGCCACCCUGACUGCGAAGAUUGCCUACGCCCAGGCCCUGAAGCUCCGUGGCUACUUCUUCUGGGCCCUCAGCUUCGAAAACGGUUGGACGAUUGCAUCCCAAGUGUCAAGGGGAUGGAUCCUUGAAGAGUGAUGAAGAGAUCUCUUUCAGCUCUUAACUAUGUUUUGUUUCAUGAAAUAUCUCCACACUACAUAUGCCGCUUAGUUUUACGAAAUUCUUUUACAGUCCCUGUUCUUUCUCAUCUCUUUCCUUUUCCUCCUCAUCAUAUUCUUUCAUUCAAUAAAUUGUUCUGUAACCGACAACGGAACGAACGGUUCUCCUGUAUGUCCGAGGCUGCGAGACUUUUGCUCUCGAAGUAUUAACAAUACUAAUUAAUU
Molecule: messenger RNA, 1408 nt
Organism: Punica granatum (pomegranate)
Lineage: Eukaryota; Viridiplantae; Streptophyta; Magnoliopsida; Myrtales; Lythraceae
Source: RefSeq, a predicted model, not a curated record